Aspergillus saccharolyticus JOP 1030-1 is the source of this 3256-nucleotide messenger RNA. RefSeq names its product putative arsenite resistance protein Ars2. Bases 401 to 3124 code for a protein of 907 amino acids. The record is from RefSeq and is a predicted model, not a curated record. Lineage: Eukaryota; Fungi; Ascomycota; Eurotiomycetes; Eurotiales; Aspergillaceae. The transcript is spliced from 3 exons. Gene Ontology annotation, cellular component: kinetochore.
UCUGCUCCCUUUUCGUCUAAAUCUUUGUCUGGCUCGCGUGAGCGCCCUGCUUCUUUCUCUUUACUUUCGGGCUCGUUUUUGUCUCUUUUAAAAGAAGAUGCCUAUCUCUCGAGCCUUGGCCAGAGUUUGGCCUACAACCUCGUCCUCAUCAUUUCAUUACCCACCCUGUUACUUCCAGACAUCAUCGUCGUCAUCAUUAUUAUCAUUGUCCCGCCCUUGAGACACAAUCUUGCAGAUGAAGGACAUGCUCUAAUAGAUGGUGUCGAAACCUAGCUUAUUCACUGUCCUCCCUUCGGACCGACGCGCGAGUCACCCACACAUUGCCAGUCGGAAACUGACCAUCUACUCGAAGUGACUUUCAAUCUCGGACACCCCAACAUCCUCUUGGGGUAUCAUUGUGAUGGACUCAUAUGACAGCUUUGACUCCCCUGGGAGAAGCCGUGAUGGGGGCGAUCCUUAUGCCACUCGGCCAUCGGUAGAUUCGUAUCGCCGCAGAUCACCUGUUUCGCAGGACCGUCGUCGGGGGCGCGGUCGCUCUCGUUCACCUGCUAUGAUCGAUCGCUACGAACCCGCCGAUCGUCGCGCGUCGCGGGACGAUUAUUAUGGUGCGGCUCGUGAGCAUGCCGCUCGCGAGCGCGAUGACCGUCGCUCUGCGCCAUCCCCCAAUGUCGCCAACAUCGAUCGUUAUGUUCCGGGCCAAGACUCCGGCAAGCGUCCGAUUCCCACUAAUCCUUUGCCUAACCCCCUCAAUCUGGAUUUCCAAGUUGGGUUCAAUUGGUUCGCGGAAUGGUGGAGGGCGGAACAAGCUAUUAAAGAGGAGAAAGAACGCGCUAAGCACGGUGGCCGGCGUCCGUCAGACCGCGUCAAGGGAGAACGGGAAGCUCGCGAAGACCGAGACAGAGAGCGGGCACAAAUCCAGGCGGCUUACGAUUCCUACAAAGUUGACCUCCAGGCGAAGAUGGCCCGCACCUUCGUCAAUCAUCAUCGCAACGAGGAAUGGUUUAGGGAGCGGUAUGUCCCGGAAGUACGAGAGCCUCUUCGUCGUCGAUUGAUGGACUUCCGAAUGGGCGCUUACCAGCAGUGGGAGAGCGACCUUGAUAAUGGCCUUUUUGAUGAGUUUACCUUGGAAGGCAUCUAUAAAAGUGAGAGUGAUGGCGCCGGCGGGGUGAUCGAGAAGGAAGAGGGUGAAACCACUGCUGUUGGGGAGACAUUGGGUGUCUUGGAUUUGCUCCCAGCCAGAGGUGGUGAUUUGCGCGACGAGGCGCUAUCCCAGUCAGCCCUGCUGAUCAAGACUCUGGCCCCCAACGUGAGUCGCGCGAACAUUGAAGAAUUCUGCUCAAACCACCUGGGGGACGGAGCGGGUGGCUUCAAAUGGCUUAGUCUAAGCGAUCCCAACCCUUCCAAGAAAUAUCAUCGCAUGGGUUGGAUCAUGCUUCACCCAGCUGCUGACGUUCCCGUUGUUGAAAGAGGCGAUGGGCGCGAGGAGGAAGGCGAAGAAAUGGACCCGGAUAGCAACGGAACUGUGACCGUCUCGGCCGCUGAAAAGGCCCUUGGACUUAUCAACGACGAAACAAUCCACGACCCAGUGCACGGAGACUUUGUUUGCCAUGUUGGUGUUCAUGUACCACCCUCGCAGCCCCGGAAGAAGGCUCUAUGGGACCUGUUUUCAUCCCCUGAACGUAUUUCUCGGGACUUGGAGCUGGCGAGACGGCUGGUUUCCAAAUUGGACGCCGAGAUGGGAGCCAAUACGGACGGGUACACGCGGAUUGAGGAAAGAGUGGAGGAUUUGCGCGGUAAAGGAUGGCUACAGCCCCCUGUGACCGGACCCGUCAGCGUCAAGAAAAGGAAGUCCGACUACGACGCCGAUGACAUGGAUGAAGGAGAAGCUGAAGAAGGAGAGGAGCGGGAGGGAUGGGAAGAUGACGAAGUGGAUGAUGAGGAGCUCCUGGCCAAGAAGAAGAAAUUGGACUUGAUGGUGGAAUAUCUCCGGAGAGUCUAUAACUUCUGCUUCUUCUGCGUCUUCGAGUGUGACUCGGUCCACGAGCUUGCCCGAAAAUGCCCUGGUGGACAUCUUCGUCGGCCGCGUGCUGGACUUACAACACAAUCGAAAGCCGUGGCUCGGGCUAGCGCGCUCGGACAGCCAUUCCCCGUCAAAAAGAAAGAGGCAAGUGAAGAGGGCGAGGAACAGCCUCCAGCGGCGGAAGAAAGGCGGUCACAAAGAUUCAGCUCUAAAUCCGAACAACAGCUUCAGCGAGCCUUCAACUGGGUCAGAACCUUCGAGGAUAAGCUCCUGCAAAUUCUUGAGCCUGAGAAUGUCGAUAUUGUGAAGCUGGGCGGCAAGCCAGUGGAGGAGGCUCUGGAGGAGGAGCUGAGUAAAUACAUGAAGCAGGAGGAUGAGUCUAAAUAUCGAUGCAAGGUUCCCGAGUGUACGAAGCUGUUCAAGGCGGAUCACUUCUGGCGCAAGCACGUUGAGAAGCGCCACACCGAAUGGUAUGAAAACAUUCGCAACGACCUUGCUUUGGUCAAUGCCUACGUGCUUGAUCCUGCUCGUAUCGCGCCUUCUCGCUCCGAUGCAAACAGUAACGGUCAUUUCCCCUUGAGCACUGGACAAGGGCAGGCAGGUACUCCCCGUGGAUUCAGCCUGGCAUCGAUGCCGGCGCAUUUCGCAGGCAGCGGUAGUGUGCCCCCAGGGUUUCAAGGUCUUCCUGGCUCUGGCUUGCCCGGAUUUAUGGGUGUCAGCAAUCCUUCCUGGAGCGGAACUGGUAUGGUUUCUGCUGAUGGUCAUGUCCUGCACCAACCUGGGGUUGUGCGUCGUGGUGGUGGUCGCUACAACAACCGCACCGGACCGUACGAUCGACGGGGUCACCGACCAGCAGGUGGCAAUGGCCGCCUGAGCCCAAUUCGUGGUAUGUCUGCCAUGUACGGAGCGGGAGGCCGUCUGCCCGCCAGUAUUCCUUCCGGUCAUCCUGCUGCGGCUGCUAUGAUGGGAGCUGGCGGCUUUCCUGAUGCCAGUGGGCCGCAACAAGGCAUGGGUCCGCGGGAAGCUGUUCAGGGCCGCAGUCUGAAGAGCUAUGAAGAUCUCGAUGCAGUCGGUGGAGCCGGUAGCGGGGAGUUGAAUUACUGAGAAUUAGCCCAGCUUGUAACAAUUUGGCGUUGGCUGUCAUCUCUGCACUUUCGAAUUUUUGAUUCCUGUGCCGGAUCCGUUGCGUGUGUAUUGUACUUGCCAUGUAUCUUCUUCCUUUGCAGGUCAAAACCA